Cuscuta epithymum is the source of this 2070-nucleotide messenger RNA. The record is from the annotation of a GenBank genome assembly. Lineage: Eukaryota; Viridiplantae; Streptophyta; Magnoliopsida; Solanales; Convolvulaceae.
UGAAACAUAGAAGCUUCAUGGUCAAGGAAAGACGGGCCCUUCUUUUUUGCAGGAAAAAGCUCAAAAAGGUGGAGUCUGAUUUUGUUAGGUUUCUUGGACUUGUUUAAAAAUAAAAUUGGCUGGAUUUUCCAGAAAUGGAUAAUUUAUCGUCGAACUCGGAGGAGAGUUAUGAUCAAGAAACAGAUGAAUCCCCCAGAGUAACAGCGGCAUUGAGUGGGGAUUCUUCUUUCGGGUAUUGCAGAACAAAUUCAGAGACCUCGACAGAUGAUAAUGGCGGUUCUGGGACAUCGUCCCCUGUGAUAUUUCCGCUCUUCAAAUCCCCAAUCCGUAACGCCCUUUCACGGCUUGGAAUUAGACAUCACAAGAACACUGCAGAUGAUCCUGAGACAGUUGAUUUAGAGAUGGAAUUGAUGAAGGAAAGGUUUUCAAAGCUGUUGUUGGGAGAAGACAUGUCUGGAAGUGGUAAAGGGGUGUCUACAGCACUAACAAUCUCAAAUUCCAUUACUAAUCUUUUUGCUUCUGUUUUUGGUCAGCACCAGAGAUUGGAACCUUUAAAUGUUGAUAAGAAGUUAAUGUGGAAGAGAGAAAUGAAUUGUCUUCUCUCUGUCUGCGACUACAUAGUAGAAUUUUUUCCUACUUCACAGAAGUUACAGGAUGGCACCACUAUUGAGGUGAUGACAAGUAGGCCAAGAUCAGAUAUCUACAUGAAUCUUCCAGCAUUGAGAAAACUGGAUAACAUGCUCUUGGAGAUUUUGGACAGUUUUGAAACAACUGAGUUUUGGUACACAGAGAAAGGAAGCAUGUCAGGGAACUCAAGGCGGCAUGGAUCAUUUAGAAGGGUAAUUCAACCUCAACCUCAAAGGAAUGAGGAAAAGUGGUGGUUGCCAGUUGUUUGUGUUCCGAUAUGUGGGUUAUCUGAGAAGUCAAGGAAGAAUUUGAGGCACAAAAGCAAAUGUGCUAACCAGAUUCACAAAGCAGCAAUGGCCAUUAACAGUAGCAUUCUUUCUGAUAUGAAAAUCCCCGAUUCUUACGUUGCCUCACUUCCAAAGAGUGGGAAAGCAAGUGUGGGUGAAUCGAUUUAUCGGUACAUGAAUUCAGCAGAGAAGUUUUCACCUGAACAUAUUCUUGAUAGUCUAAACAUAAGCUCAGAGCAUGAAGCACUUGAGUUUGCAGACAAGGUUGAGGCUUCCAUGUAUACAUGGAGAAGAAAAGCUUGUUUAUCUCACGCAAAAUCCUCAUGGGAGAUGGUCAAAGAUCUCAUUUCUGAAAUUGAUAUAACUGAUAAAAAUCAUGUUUUAGCAGAAAGGGCAGAGAGUCUGCUGUUUUCAUUGAAGCAAAGGUACCCUGAACUCUCACAAACAACACUGGACACGUGUAAGAUCCAAUGCAAUAAGGAUGUUGGGAAAUCAAUAUUGGAAAGCUAUUCAAGAGUGUUGGAGAGUUUGGCAUUCAACAUCGUGGCUUGGGUUGAAGAUGUGGUUUUUGUAGAUAAGACCAUGAAAGACCAACACAUUAGUAGAAACCUACACAUAACAGACAUUUAAUGAGGGACUUGGAAGAGUGAACGAGAUUGCCCAAACUAGCAGAUUGUCCAACAAUGAAAGAUAAAACUUAAAUGGUGAGAUCCUAUUAAGUUCUAAAAGAAGUGCUUUCAGGGACUUGGAAUCUUAGAAAUGUAUUCUUGGUAAACUUGCUACAAAAUUAGUGUCCACAAGAUCAUCGAGCAUGUAGAGCAUAGUUAAAAACCAAGUUCAUAAGUAGAUGAAAUAGAUGUAAAGAGGACAUUACACGAUAAUGCAAGGAAAAGAAGGAUUCAACACGAUGACCUUGGUGCAGUAUGGGGUUCGACCACGACAAAUGUACUCACAAGAACCGAAGCAUGCCUAACAAGCAUAAAGGCCCAAAGUUUCAUUGUAUAUGGUAGAUACAAACAUAAUAUGUAUCCAUAAUGAAAUAUGAUAAACCUUUAUACUCCCUCCGUCUCAUUGGACUUUGCCAACUUUCCCUUUUUGCUUGUUCAAAAAAUUUUGCCACUUUUCUAUUAAAGCAACUAAUUUGUGGUUCUGCACA